Molecule: messenger RNA, 888 nt
Organism: Ostertagia ostertagi
Lineage: Eukaryota; Metazoa; Nematoda; Chromadorea; Rhabditida; Trichostrongylidae
Source: the annotation of a GenBank genome assembly
AUGAUUGUUUGGUGUGAGCGGUUCCUGAUGCGAGGGCUAUACACGAACCAUGAUCCUCCAGUGACCGUAAAAACGGAGCCACCUGAUGAAAUUCAAGAUGGAAGCGAUGCAAAGACAAUUGGAGAACACGAGAAGGUGCCAUUGGUAAUAAUGCCUUACGGUGAAAGAUACUCGAUUCUCCGUCAGUUGGAACAGAUGAAACCAACAGUGAUCAUUCUCUAUAAUACGGAUAUCGUCACAUUGAGACAGAUAGAAGUAUAUUUCUGUCAUACUGAUAACUUAGAAUCUACUGAGGAGUCACGAUACCUGACAGCGCUCAAAAAUGAGACCGACGCCUUCGAAUCCUUGUUUAAGGAGAAAGCGGUUAUUGUCGACAUGCGUGAAUUCAACAGCGAACUACCUACAGUAUUGUAUACAAAGGGGUAUGAUGUGGUUGCUGUUACUUUGGAGGUUGGUGACUAUGUGCUGUCACCAGGAAUCGCUGUUGAACGAAAAGCGCUUGACGAUUUGACCCAGUCUUUGCAAUCCGGACGUGUUUUCAAACAAUCUGAACAGAUGCUGCGGCAUUACGCGAAUUCUGUGCUCUUAGUAGAAUCUAAUCGUAAAUUUGAGUCGAAAAUUGUCAAUGGUGGCCCAUUUCAGGGUGAGCUCACGCGGCACUGUCGUGAAGUACGCGCCCUGUUAUGCUCGCUGUUGAGAGCAACACCACGUCUGAAGCUGAUCUGGUCGCUGUCCCCAGCUAAUUCAGCUGAGUACUUUGCUGAACUCAAGGUGCGAAGUCUACGCGAUCUGUUCACGAUGCCCAUUGAACAACUCCAUACCGCUGUGGGAUCUCAUGCCGAUAAGCUGCACGUGUUCGCUAACUUUGACUUCAGUGCAUCCGACUGA